This is a messenger RNA of Solanum stenotomum, 1083 nucleotides long. Its product is annotated as 2-Cys peroxiredoxin BAS1, chloroplastic-like. The transcript is spliced from 7 exons. The coding region runs from base 37 to 855 and encodes 272 amino acids. The record is from RefSeq and is a predicted model, not a curated record. Gene Ontology annotation, biological process: response to oxidative stress; hydrogen peroxide catabolic process; cellular response to stress. Gene Ontology annotation, molecular function: thioredoxin peroxidase activity. Lineage: Eukaryota; Viridiplantae; Streptophyta; Magnoliopsida; Solanales; Solanaceae.
CACAAAUUCUACUGCUACUGUAUUCCUCCAUUUUCAAUGGCUUGCAGUGUCACUUCUACUGCUCUUCUCUCUUCAUCAAACCCUAGGGCUUCUGCUUCUGCUGCUGCUAUACCCAAAUUGUCUUCAUUUUCUCAGUCAACAAUUGUUCCUUCUUCUUCAUCUUUCAAUGGACUCCGCAACUGUAACACUUUAGUUUCUCGUAGCCCACAUUCCAAUUCUUCUCGCACCAACAAAUCCCGAUCCUUCGUCGUUCGUGCCUCUAGUGAAGUCCCACUUGUUGGAAAUAAAGCACCAGAUUUUGAGGCUGAGGCUGUUUUCGAUCAAGAGUUCAUCAAGGUUAAACUUUCCGAGUAUAUUGGAAAGAAAUACGUGAUUCUCUUUUUCUACCCGCUGGACUUCACAUUUGUUUGCCCGACAGAGAUUACUGCUUUCAGUGAUCGUUAUGAAGAAUUUAAGAACGUGAACACAGAAAUAUUGGGUGUCUCGAUAGACAGUGUGUUCUCCCACCUUGCCUGGGUCCAAACUGAUAGGAAGACUGGUGGACUUGGUGAUCUGAAUUAUCCAUUAAUUUCAGAUGUGACAAAGUCAAUUUCAAAAUCUUACAAUGUGCUGAUACCGGAUCAGGGAAUUGCGUUGAGAGGACUUUUUAUCAUUGACAAGGAAGGAGUUAUUCAACACUCCACCAUUAAUAAUCUUGCAAUUGGUCGAAGCGUUGAUGAAACAUUGAGAACACUUCAGGCAUUGCAAUAUGUUCAGGAGAACCCAGAUGAGGUAUGCCCAGCUGGGUGGAAGCCUGGUGACAAGUCAAUGAAGCCAGAUCCUAAAGGCAGCAAAGAAUACUUUGCAUCCAUAUAAAGGGAUGAGAUGAUAGCUACAAUAUCUCUAUUCAUUUGUUGUUAAGUGAGGUUGUAGAGCUUCUGUAACUUUUUUUUCUCGACCUAUCUACUUCGAGUUUUGAUCAUUUCUCUGAAUAAUGUAUGCCUGAGUCUUCCACAUAUUCUGAACUUAGAUCAUAGAUUGAUAAUGACAGCAUGUAAAAGAAUGGUUCUCAAAACUUCUAUGUUUGAAAUUAGUCACUUGUGU